GCCAGUUGUACAAGCACGUUGCGGUCAAGCAGAGAGACAAGCUCACGCGCACACUCACCCCUUCCUCGUACGCGUGUGGCUCUCGAAGAUUUUCGGGCUGUGACGAAUGCGAGGGAGACCAACUGUCGGACAUGGCGUUCCUGCGUGGGUAGUCCAGGCCCCACGACUGCAGAGAGACGCCUCAGCAGUGCAUGCGCUCGGUUAUGUUAGGAGGCGUGCGUUGCCUGGGUCCACCCACGCUUUUGGCCCUUGUGGUGAAGAAGGUAGAGAACAUGGCGGUUACCUUGGUGGCAGAAGGCCAUACCGUCAUGCGAUUCCACCUCUUCGUGCGGGGAUGCCGCUGGGCGAGGAAGGCUCAGCAGUGCACCGGCAUGACGGCACAGCAGGCGAUCCUUGCAGUACCUUGGACGGGGGAAUAGCAAGGACCUUGACGAGAGACGCACGAAGGGAGGACAAGGGACUUGUGAGACAUAGGCUCAGCCCGAUACAAGUGCAGCAGCAAGCUCUGAUAAGGAGGCUACGUACUCUGGAAGCCAGGCGGGACUGGCGAGGGGUGCUGGCGGCCAUGGACUCUGCAAGGAACGAGCAGAUGCCGAUGAGCCGGACGGUUUACAACAAGGCAAUCAUUGCUAUUGCCAAGAGCGGCAGGUGGCGAGAGACGCUUGCCUUGGUGGAGAGUAUGAAGAGUGACGACCUGUCGCCGGAUGUGUACAGUUAUGCCGGCUGCAUCGAUGCAUGUGCGAAAGCUGCGCAAUGGAAGAAGGCGUGCCAGAUACUGGGGCAGAUGCGGGAAGCCGGAGUAGAGCCAAACGGUUAUGCGUUCAAUUCGGCGAUAAACGCCUGUGGCAAGGCCCACAAGUGGCAGGAAGCCCUGGCUCUUCUCCGACAGAUGGAGCGGGAAGGGGUGCUGGUUACCACCGUCACCCUCAACGCUGCCAUAGAUGCGUGCGGAAUCGCCGGAGAGUGGCGCACGUCUCUCAAAAUGCUCAAGGAGAUGCAGUCGGAGGAUUCCCCGCAGUGGCAACAACCUAAUUCGCGAACGUUCAACAUUGCCAUCAAAGCUUGCGCGGAAGUGGCGGAGUGGCACACUGCUCUUGAUCUUUUGGCGGAGUUGCGAGCUGGCCAAGUGAAAGAAGGCGGAGAGCCUCUGGAGGCGGAUACUGUGAGCUUUAACGCCACCAUCAACGCGCUUGGGAGGGGCGGGGAGUGGAAGAAGGCUGUGGCGCUUCUCAGAGAAAUGACGAGAGCGGGGCUUGGCGUGAAGCCGAAUGAGAUAUCAUACAACUCCGCCAUCCACGCGUGCGGUCGAGGAGGGCAAUGGGAGCUAGCAUUGUCUCUACUGAAGGAGAUGCGUGAGCUAGGUCUCUCUCCAGAUCGGAUUAGCUUCGGUGCCAUGGCAAAUGCUCUUGGCACAGCGGGCAAGUGGCCACUAUUGCUCGAGUUGCUGGAAGAGAUGAAGGCAGACGGCAACCCCCCAACUGACGUAGCGUUCAAGGCUGCCGUUGACUGCUGUUCCAAGGCGGGAGAGUGGCGACACUCCGUUGCGUUGAUCAAGGCAAUGCGCGCCGCUGGAUACCCCCCGACCGUGCUGUCCCUUUCAAGCGUCAUCUCUGCAUGCGGGAGGGGCGGGAGAUGGGAGGUGGCACUAGCCCUUCUGCACGAAACGCGAAAGUACGGCCCCUCCGCAUCAGCCUCUGUUUAUGUCGCCACCGCACAAGCAUGCGCGAGAGCAGGGAAGUGGGAGGAGGCGACGAACUUGAUGGAGAUGAUGAAGGUAGACGGUGUCCGGGCGACAGAGAAGUUCUACAUGGCCCUUCUUCGGGCGACAGGAGAAGGCGGCCGCACGGACAAGACGUUGGAGUUUUUCGAGGAGAUGAAAGAGAUCGGCCUGAAACCUGGUGUGAGAAGCUACAACUGCGCGGUUGGGGCGUGUGGCAAGGCUGGCAGCUGGGAGGGUGCAAUGAAAUUGUUGACGGAGAUGCACGAGGAAGGGAUGCGCCCGGCGGGAUUCGCUGUGGCGGCCACCAUUCGCGCAUGCAGUUCCGCGGGGGAGUGGAGGAAAGGCCUCCAAGUGUUGCGGCAGUCGCAGCAAGUGAAACCAUCCAAACCAGAUCCAUGCAGUCUGGGCGCAGCCGUAGAGAUGUGCUGUCGUGCUGGGAAGUUGGAUCACGCGCGAGCUAUCUUGCCUCAUUUGACAGCACUGGCGGGGAACGAAGGAGCCGAUGCUUGGAUACGUGAAACGAUGGGCAUAUUCAACGCUUGCAUAGGCGAUUUGGAAGCGCGAGACGAACCGCCCAUCAACGGAAACGAGGGCGAUGAGCUACGACCACCUGCAAGUGAUGACAAAACCAUCGCCAUCACCGGCGAUUUGAAUACUCACGCAGCCUCAGGGGAGGAGACGAACCAGCAGCGUCGAGGCCGGCCAAAGCUGUCUAAAGGGCCAACAGAGAGAGCUGUGCCAUUCAAAGAGGUCCACCAACUUCAUCCUCUGGGCGGAGCUGUUGGUGGAAAGGUCGGGGAAGCCCGAAGACUGGCGACAGACCAUGCGCCUGACGUCUUGGUCAAGCUAUCGCACGGCGGGAAUGCCACGUGAUACUACGAAUGCUUCAUCGUAUGAAAAGUACUUCUUUGACCCGUGCGCUUGGUUUGCGGCAGGGUAAAGCACUACUAGUGGUUUGCAGCCAGCAUGCCUCGUGAUUUUUACAUACUGUAGGGUGUGCGUGCCAAGGGACGGCUGGAAGCUUGCUCAUUUUGUUUAUUGCAAGUUGCUCUCGAAGGUUGAUGCACUGCAAACCACUUCCCCUGGCCUUGAAUUUGUUGUUCAGGUUUUGAUGGAAUGUCCGUCUUGUAUUUUGGUGACUAUUUUUCGGAAGAUGAUGCGAACUAGAGCUAUCGCAGGUCAUCUUAUCUUGCCCGGGUCUUGCCGUCAGAAUGAACGGUAGAAGGUGCUUUCUUUUUAGUAAAAAACGCUCAUGUGAUUAAUGUCAUGCUGUGCAAAAGGCCUGUCAGCUUAUGUUGAACCAACGUUGAGAUGAGAUGAGACAUGGCCUCGCAAUGUGGUGAGCUUGGGCUCAGCGUAGGCGCUCGAAUGUGUAACGAGAACUCAGCUAGUACCUUGAAGGCUGGACUGUAUGAACGCUCAAUAAAAUAAAUGCGUGGCAUUGUUGUUCUGUUGGCGGGAUGCAGAUGAUUCGAUU
Molecule: messenger RNA, 3197 nt
Organism: Ectocarpus sp. CCAP 1310/34
Lineage: Eukaryota; Phaeophyceae; Ectocarpales; Ectocarpaceae
Source: the annotation of a GenBank genome assembly